Messenger RNA from Sorex fumeus (smoky shrew), 1487 nucleotides. RefSeq names its product solute carrier family 16 member 3 (gene SLC16A3). The record is from RefSeq and is a predicted model, not a curated record. The transcript is spliced from 5 exons. Bases 132 to 1487 code for a protein of 451 amino acids. Lineage: Eukaryota; Metazoa; Chordata; Mammalia; Eulipotyphla; Soricidae. Gene Ontology annotation, biological process: monocarboxylic acid transport; transmembrane transport. Gene Ontology annotation, molecular function: monocarboxylic acid transmembrane transporter activity.
ACCCACGCCCGGGCAGAACGCUCUCCUCGGCGCCAACGUGGUGGACACGGACUGGACGCCCCCCUCCCGUGCCGGCGUCGGGGCAGCAAAGGGAGCCCCCACCCAGAAACGCGGAAGCAACCCUCCUGGCCAUGGGUGGGGCUGCAGUGGACGAGGGCCCACCAGGAGUCCCGGCCCCAGACGGUGGCUGGGGCUGGGCUGUGCUCCUGGGAUGCUUCGUCAUCACCGGCUUCUCGUACGCCUUCCCCAAGGCGGUCAGCGUCUUCUUCAAGGCUCUCAUGCAAGAGUUUGGCAUCGGCUACAGUGACACGGCCUGGAUCUCCUCCAUCCUGCUGGCCAUGCUCUAUGGGGCAGGCCCGCUGUGCAGCGUGUGUGUGAACCACUUUGGCUGCCGGCCUGUCAUGCUGCUGGGCGGGCUCAUGGCAUCCCUGGGCAUGGUGAGCGCGUCCUUCUGCCAAAGCGCCCUCCAGCUCUACCUCACCACAGGCGUCCUGACCGGCCUGGGGCUCGCGCUCACCUUCCAGCCGUCACUUAUCAUGCUCAACCGCUACUUCAGCAAGCGGCGCCCCUUGGCCAAUGGCCUGGCAGCCGCGGGCAGCCCUGUGUUCCUGUGUGCCCUGUCCCCACUGGGCCAGCUGCUGCAGGACCAUUACGGGUGGCGUGGCGGCUUCCUCAUCCUGGGCGGCCUGUUGCUUAACUGCUGUGUGUGCGCCGCGCUCAUGAGGCCCCUGGAGGCCACCCCGAGGCCCGAGGCCCAGCGCCCGGGCAGGCGGUUGCUGGACCUGAGUGUCUUCAAGGACCGUGGCUUCGUCGUCUACACCCUGGCUGCCUCCAUCAUGGUGCUGGGGCUCUUCGUGCCACCCGUGUUCGUGGUGAACUAUGCCAAGGACAUGGGUGUGCCCGACGCCCAGGCUGCCUUCCUGCUCACUGUGCUUGGCUGCAUCGACAUCUUUGCCCGGCCCCUGGCUGGCAUCAUCGCCGGGCAGCGCCGGGUGCGGCCCUAUGUCCACUACCUCUUCAGCUUCGCCAUGUUCUUUAAUGGCUUCACUGACCUCACCGGCUCCACAGCCAGUGACUACGCCGGCCUGGUGGUCUUCUGUGUCUUCUUUGGCAUCUCCUAUGGCAUGGUGGGUGCCCUGCAGUUCGAGGUGCUCAUGGCUGUCGUGGGCACUCACAAGUUCUCGAGUGCCAUUGGGCUGGUGCUACUGCUGGAGGCCGUGGCCGUGCUCAUUGGGCCCCCGUCAGGAGGCAGGCUGCUGGAUGCCACUGGCGUGUACCAGAACGUGUUCCUGCUGGCGGGGGCUGAGGUGCUGGCUGCCUCCCUGGUGCUGGUGCUGGGCAGCUACUUCUGUGUGGUGCAGCAGCCGGUGGCCACCGUGCAGGAGCCGCUGGAGGAGCCAGGGGUGGGCAUGCGUGAGAUGCAGCAUUUGCCAAAGGCCCAGCCUGAGAAUGGGGAGAUGGCUGCACCCCCCGAGACAAGUGUGUGA